Molecule: messenger RNA, 441 nt
Organism: Prunus armeniaca (apricot)
Lineage: Eukaryota; Viridiplantae; Streptophyta; Magnoliopsida; Rosales; Rosaceae
Source: the annotation of a GenBank genome assembly
AUGGAGUUAAUAUAUUUGCUUAUUGUUGCCAUUUAUGUUAUUGGUGGUGGUGGUGGUGGUGUUAUUAUAUUUGCUUCUAAACAGCUCGGUUGUUUUUCUGGGCCAGGGCGCCAAGACUUGGAAGUGGAAGCUCAUGUUAGAGAUAUUCCUUUCAAGGCCAAAGAUAAUGAAAUAAAAGAGAUAUUUUCAUCAGCAGGGUUUGUCUUGGAUGCAAUUAUACCACACAAUUCUGAUACAGGGUUACCUAAAGGUUUUGCAUUUGUCCAAUUCACACACAAACAGGAUGCAGAAAAUGCAAUAAAAAAGUUCAAUGGACAAAUGCUUCAUAAAAGACCCAUAGCUGUUGACUGGGCUCUUUCAAGUAGUGUCACUGUUAAAAAAUGCUCUUCUUGCUUCAGAAGAUGGUACUUGUGGCAUUAUUGUAACUCUAUUCUCAUUUAG